GGCUGCGAGGGCUGCUUCCUGCUGGGAGAGAUGCUGGCGGGAUGCUGGGAGUGGGUUCGGGAGGUAGCGGUAGGUCGGAGGUGCAGAUGGACGCGGCACAGGAACACUACCAUUAUCAGCAGGGACACCACCAAGGGCAGCAGCAGUUCGCGGGCGUCCCCCGGCGUCUGUUCGGCUCCCUCCGGCCCCAGCCCCUGGCCGCUGCUGCUGGUGCUGCAGCCCCUCAUCCCGCGGGGCCGUGGCCAACCAUGGAAACAACGGAGGGUGGCGAUGCUACGGCAACAGCAACAGCAGCAAUGACCGCGCACCAAGCGCACGCGCCAGUAGCUGCGGAAGCAGCAGCGGCGGCGGGAGCGGCUGCUGCCACCGUAUAUGGACCAGCGGCUAGCGGCGGCGGCGCCAGUGCGGGUGGCGGGGGCCCCAGUGCUGGUACUGGAGGCGGUGGCGAGGAAGCAGCAGCCUCCCCCUCCCCCUCCAGGUCCCAUCACACCACCUCGCGGUCACAGGCGACGAAUCGCUCGCCGCCGAGCGCCCAGAGGCGACCACAGCAGCAGCAGCAGGGGCUCGCGAGGGCGGGCGGAGCGCCGUCCUCGGUAUCACGUCAGCAGUAUCGUGGUGGUCGUGGUGGCGGGGGUGGCGGUGGGGUGUCACCGGAGGAGGAGGACGCAGCGACGAGGAGGAGGACGCCUGAGCGGGGGUCUGUGGGGGCGCGAGGAGGUGGAGGUGGGGGAGGUCGUGGUGGCAGCCAUCUGCAGCAGACGAGUAGUGGGCGUGGUAGCGGUGGGGGUCGGGGUGGGGGAAGAGGAGGAGGUGGGGCUACUUCUUCAGAGGCGGCCACAGCGUCCUCACUGCAGCUACGUAGGAGUCCGCGGCUGGCCGCUCGGAGCCAUCAGCAACAGCAGCAGCCUGGGGAAGGGGAAGAGUGAAUGGGUGAGGGAACACGGGAGCUUCUGAGCAUGGCCAUGGGGUUGGUGUUUUUUAGACAAGCGUUGGAUACGGCUGGUUGUGCGCCAUGUGAAGUAGCGCCCGUGAAGGUAAACGGCGGUGUACGGAGGAAGUUGCUGUGGCUGCAGGGCUUUGGAGGAGGUUGGGGAUUGCGUUGGGAGCGUUGUGUUGGGCAAAGCCUUGGACAGGCGGUUAGUUGGCAGGUAGCGUUGAGGUUUCUGACAGUCCAGAAGGUUUGGAAGGGGUAUACAUGGAAAAGAGGCCUCGUUGGGUAUUGGAUGGUGGGUCGAGGCAUCGAAGAGGGGUUGAGGUCCCAACAUCGCAUCCCAGCCGAGUGACGCGAAGGCGCUCAUGUGGCGUAUGAACUGACGGCCUGAUGUGUUGGCCUAUGGGCUUCGUGCUUGUGUUUAUGCUCUCUGGAGAGUUGCAGAGUUGCUUUCUGGGCAAACCUUGUUGCGUAGCUCAUCUCCACGUUGACCUGCUACUUGUUGUAGAGGUUGUGCUGACCCGUUGGUAAUGACAGAGCGGAUGGGAACGUCACCACUGGUGUUGCGCACCAUAAAGGAUUUGGUAUGGGGGCCAUGGUUACUGGUCGUCUAUUUUGGGGCCAUUGUGUUGGCAUUGGCCACGAACCGAAGAUGCUUGCAUGUGCGGAUGCUUAUAGAUGCGUCCCUCAGGGUUGUGUGGGAGCGUGACUAGCUGGGCCGCAGGCCACGGGCAGUAAAGGAGAAUGACAUGCGUGAGGGCUCAAGGGUUGGUGUCAUGCACACGUUGGAAG
Molecule: messenger RNA, 1723 nt
Organism: Astrephomene gubernaculifera
Lineage: Eukaryota; Viridiplantae; Chlorophyta; Chlorophyceae; Chlamydomonadales; Astrephomenaceae
Source: the annotation of a GenBank genome assembly